Electrophorus electricus (electric eel) is the source of this 1284-nucleotide messenger RNA. NCBI's taxonomy places the organism in Eukaryota, Metazoa, Chordata, Actinopteri, Gymnotiformes, Gymnotidae. The record is from RefSeq and is a predicted model, not a curated record.
UUAGCUGAUCCUGACCUCGAUGCCGCCCUGCCGAGAGCCCCCCAGCUGAUUCAACAGCCACCAGCGCUAACAAACCCACCUCCAUAUCCUGAGCCAGGGACUUCAUCGCUAACAUCAAAGCCGUCUCUAUAUGACGAAUCAAGACGAUAACUGGAGGCAAUAACCUCACCAGUGGCUCAUCGCACUCGAAGUCACACCACUACAAGGCCAUCUGCAGAGCCUGAGGCAGGCUGUGCCCCGCAGUUCCUGAUGGUGGAGGUGUCUGGACCAGAUGGAGUAAUUAUGGUCCAUCGCCACUGGACUGCAGACGACAUCAUGAAAGCGGCCGACGGAAGGGGCAACCCAGGCGAUACGACAUUUGUGCAGUCCUGCAGACCAACUCAGGCUGAAUUGAGACGAUUGCUGAUGAUUCGACUCGGACCGCAGUGUAACCGCAUUGACAGAGACUGGGUGGAUGGAGAUGAGUGGAAUGCAACGCCCCAAGGCCAGCUUGACUCAAAUGGCCCAUACAGAGAGAUGAUAAGAGGACUCAUCGAAAGGGUGAAAGCAGCAUACCCGACAACUAUUAACACCGAUAUGAUAGCAGCAUGCAAACAAAGGGAUGACGAGCCCGUGGCUGAUUUCCUCGUCCGUUUGACACGCGUCCAUACUGAUCAUUGUGGAAUUGAUGCACCAGCACAACGUGCAGCGGGCCCCGGAGAAGUGGGGGCGUGGGAAGCUCAUCUGAGAAAUAGCUUCCUUAUGAAUAUGAGAAAGGACAUUAGCGACCUCAUCAGAAAAAACUGCAUCGGUUAUAGUCGAGCCCCUUUGUCAACUAUUGAAGAACACGCCAAGCAUCAUGAAACUACUCUGGGUAAGAAGGAUGCUAGACGGGAGCGCCAGCGUGCCGACAUCACCCACCAGGCGAUGCUGACCAUGCUCCAAAAAGUAGGAGACAGAGGAAGAGGUCGUGGAUGUGGCAGAGGACGCGGACGCGGACGAGGGAGAGGAAGAGGUCGAGGAAAAGAGUUUGGAGGAAGGGAAUGCUACAAUUGUGGAAAAUUCAGACACUUUGCAAGAGAUUGUCCUGAAGAAGAAGGGGAAGAUAGUGACAGCACGGCUGUGGAAGUUAAAAAAGACACGGGCGGAGGAGAGGCAGGACAGCGACGGGCCACUGAAGGAAGACGGCAAAAGGGAAGAGAGCUGUUAUUCCCGAAAUCUGGCAAUCCUAUAGGCAACAUGAACUCUGGAAACCCAUAGCAGUUGAGGAUACAAUGAAGACGGAGUACAUAUCCAGCCCCUAAA